CUGUCUAUCAAGCCAGGAUUUAUCAACAAUCAACACUUGUGUUCAAAAUGAAGUCCAUCGUCGCCCUCCUACUACUGUCCAUCGUUGCCGGAAGCCAGGCGUACAUUCUGCCAUACGGGCUACCCGCUGCCGUGAUCCAAGCCAAUCUGGGUCUUCCGGCUGCUGCCCUGGACCUCGGACCAUACUCGUAUGGCCCGGCAGCACUAGCCCUGGCCGCAGGCCAUCCGGCAGCCAUUUCGAUUCCAGCUGUCCACCACCAGGCCCUUGCUGGACCAGCGUCGUACGUGGCCGCCAACCGCGGUUCCGUGCAUGCUGCUCCCCUUCCUGGACAUCUGAUAUCGCAGAAAUCGCUCAACCUAGCCCCGGCCCCUGGAACCCUGUAGAAUUGUAGAUUGACUCCGGUCACGCAAAAGGGUAAAAUAAAUGCUUCGAUCGUUGCAGUAGCUCACUAGUUUCAAUAAAUAAAUAGCAAUACAAAUGAAAAUACAUAA
This is a messenger RNA of Culex quinquefasciatus (southern house mosquito), 491 nucleotides long. Its product is annotated as adult cuticle protein 1-like. Bases 48 to 383 code for a protein of 111 amino acids. The transcript is spliced from 2 exons. The record is from RefSeq and is a predicted model, not a curated record. Lineage: Eukaryota; Metazoa; Arthropoda; Insecta; Diptera; Culicidae.